AUGGACAUUGGCAUUGUUGGCUCCGGCAUCGCUGGCUUGUACUUGGCCCUCUACCUCCAACGCAACGGUCAUCGGGUCACUAUCUUCGAGGCCGAGGACCGCAUUGGAGGCAGAAUAUUUACGCACUGGUUCGACGAAAACGUGUAUUUUGAAGCAGGGGCUAUGCGAAUCCCUCGAUCGAAAUUGCACUCCCGUGUCUAUCAUUUCAUUCGUUAUCUCAACGUGAACGGGAGACAGGACGACAAAAUAGAGCUCAUCCCUUACAUACAGGAGCACAGCAACAAUAUGGCAUUCAUUCAUAAUGCCAGGUGCAAUCUUGACAAUCCCCAGCUUUCCGCCCGGCUUAACCUACCCUUGCCGCCCAGGUACCAGGGUAAACCCGCGAGGGAGCUUUUGGGGGAAGUGAUCAGCCCUUGGCUGGCUCUGCUACAGAAGGAUUUCGAUUUUGGGUUCUCGCAGAUAUCGCAGUAUGACGUUAUCUCGUUUCGGGCCUAUCUCCAUCUAGUUGCUGGAUGGCCACAUGAAGUGAUCGAUUUCGUGGAGUUGAUGACCAGUCAGACGAAUCAGUUUGAUCUCAGCUUCAUCGAAAUCAUCAUGCAGAAUCUGGAUUUCAAUACGCAAAAUUGGGCCACUGUCCAAGGGGGAAUGUCGCGUCUUGUUCAAAGUGCCGUCCGGCUUGUCGGUCUCGAGAAUAUACACACCAACGCAAGAGUGCACCAAAUCGUUGAGCGCCAAGAUGGCAAGGUUACCUUGCGAACAACAGGGCCACCUGGCGGCACCUUUGACAAGGUGAUCCUUGCAAUCCCACCGGCAGCACUUCACCGAAUCCACGACCGUCCAACAUGGUCCUUCAUGAAGGAGCAAGCCAUUCGUAGCAUGCAUUUCGAGCCGCUGUACAAAUUAGGGAUACACUUCCGCACCAGGUUUUGGGAAAAGACCCCGUCACCUUGUUUUGGUGGCCAGAGCGCGACGGAUCUCCGAUUUCGAUGGAUUGUCUAUCCAUCGAACGACCUCGGAAGUCCCUCAGCUGGCGUACUCCUUCUUUACUGCUGGAUGAAUGAUGCGUAUCGCAUGCAGUCCAUUCCCCGUGACCAACGCAUCAGUCUCGCUCUUCAUGACCUCCAGCGGUUUUAUGAUAUUGUGGAUGUCUUCGACCAGUACGUCGAUGCUUUCGAUGUGUGUUGGAGCCAGGAGUAUGCUACUGGAGAUGCCAUGUUCCUCCCAGGCCAAUUCACACGGUUCCACCAGGUCGCUAAGCAACCGGAGGGUAACAUUCAUUUUGCAGGGGAGCAUCUGAGUCGGCACCAUACGUGGAUUGCGGGCGCAAUUGAUUCUGCAUUACACGUGGUCAUGCAAAUACAGGGUGAGAAAGACGUGCGAGGUCUUGGAGAAGAGUAUAUCAAAGCGACCCCGAAAAGACUCGAUGAGCCAUGGCGGGCAUAUGUGAUUCCACAUCACAACAACCUCGAGUAUGUUGCGGAAUGCUGA
Aspergillus luchuensis is the source of this 1488-nucleotide messenger RNA. Its product is annotated as flavin monoamine oxidase family protein. Gene Ontology annotation, molecular function: polyamine oxidase activity; L-amino-acid oxidase activity. The record is from RefSeq and is a predicted model, not a curated record. The transcript has a single exon. The coding region runs from base 1 to 1488 and encodes 495 amino acids. NCBI's taxonomy places the organism in Eukaryota, Fungi, Ascomycota, Eurotiomycetes, Eurotiales, Aspergillaceae. Gene Ontology annotation, biological process: amino acid catabolic process.